Blepharisma stoltei is the source of this 975-nucleotide messenger RNA. The record is from the annotation of a GenBank genome assembly. Lineage: Eukaryota; Ciliophora; Heterotrichea; Heterotrichida; Blepharismidae.
AUGUCAAGCAAAAAAUCCCAUUCCCAGCUCAAUGUAAAAUUUCUUUCACUGAAUCUGUUUCUUAGGCCACCUUUUAUCCACACAAAUGAAAGUGACUAUAAAGAUGCACGACUUCAGUAUUUCAUUCAAAAUAUAAUUCAAGAAUACGACAUUAUAUGUCUUCAAGAAACAUACUCUGCAUACACUUUAAGACAAAACCGCUUAAUAGAGGAAGCAGAAACAAAACAAUUUUUAUACUCAGCUGUAAGUCCAAAGCCUAAAUUUUGGUCAACCCAAUUUGUUGACUGUGGCUUAGUAAUUCUAAGCAAGUAUCGCAUCGUUGAAGUCGAGUUUUUACCUUUUACAUAUUCCCUUCUUCCAGACAAACUUUCAUACAAAGGCUCUUUAUAUGCCAAAAUUUUAAUUAAUGGAAAAUAUAUCCAUGUUUUCACUUCACAUUUGCAAUCAAAGCACCCCACUGAAGACAGUGCUCAAUAUUUAGCCUAUAGGCUUGUAAGAAGAUCACAAUUGAUAGAAUUAAGAAAUUAUAUUGACACUAAAAUUGGAAACACUAAUGAAGCAGCAAUUAUUGCUGGAGAUUUAAAUAUAGAUGGUAGAGAAGAACUAAAACCUCCAGCAUUUCCUGUGAUUUUUAUUUAGGACAUUGAGUGCAAAGAUGAUUAUGAGAAUUUCAUAAAUAUUUUAUCAAAACAUGGAAAAGCAGCCUUAGUUGAUAUCUUAAGAAAAAAAUACGGGCACUCUCCGGCAACAUUUGGAAGAGGAGAUGAGAAUGGAAACCCACUUGAAAAAGUACUGACUGCGCCUGAUCAAACACUAUGGGACGAAUCAUUGGACUAUAUUCUAAUGAUUAAUGAAAACACCAGCGGCGUCACUAUAAAUUGGAGCGAUACCCAUGUAGAGCCUUUUUAUAUAUCGGGGCAACCUUUUACUCAAAUAAGUGACCAUGCUGGAGUUCAAACAUCUUUUAGAUGCUAA